Juglans microcarpa x Juglans regia is the source of this 2566-nucleotide messenger RNA. RefSeq names its product lupeol synthase-like. Gene Ontology annotation, molecular function: intramolecular transferase activity. Lineage: Eukaryota; Viridiplantae; Streptophyta; Magnoliopsida; Fagales; Juglandaceae. Gene Ontology annotation, biological process: triterpenoid biosynthetic process. The record is from RefSeq and is a predicted model, not a curated record. Gene Ontology annotation, cellular component: lipid droplet.
AAAAAAAUGCACGCAGCUGGCUGGCCUUGAUCACCAAUGAAUCAGCAGUACAGUAAUUCUCACUUGUAUAAAUACAAGGAGCCCGCGGGAUCGAAGCUUAACCCUCGACCACAAUAACCAACGAAUUCUCAGAGGGAAACAACCUCUGAUUUAGACCUUUUAAGGUUAAUAUCUGUGACGACAUAAAGAAUGUGGAAGUUAAAGAUAUCUGAAGGAGGGCCCAAUUUGGUGAGUGUAAACAAUUUCAUCGGGCGAGAACAUUGGGAAUUCGACCCUGAUGCAGGUACUCCCGAAGAACAUGCUGAAGUUGAAAGGGCUCGCGAGGAGUAUAAGAAAAAUCGAUAUAAGAAGAAACAAAGUUCUGAUCUUUUGAUGAGGAUGCAGCUUAGAAAGGAGAAUCCGCGUGGGCCAAUGCCACCACCAGUAACAGUGAAAGAAACAGAGGAAAUAACAGAGGAAGCAGUGACAAUUACAGUGAGAAGAGCACUAAACAACCUUUCAACCCUUCAGUCUCAUGAUGGCCACUGGCCUGCUGAAUUUGGUGGACCCUUGUUUUUCCUUCCACCCUUGGUAAUGGCAUUGUACAUUACUGGGGAUCUCAGUACCGUUCUUUCAUCACAUCACCGGAAGGAAAUUACUCGAUACUUGUAUAAUACUCAGAAUGAAGAUGGAGGAUGGAGUUUCCAUAUAGUGGGACACAGCACAAUGUUUGGCUCAGCUUUGAGCUAUAUUGCCUUAAGGUUACUUGGAGAGGGACCUGAAGAUGGUGAAGAUGGGGCCAUGGCUAGAGGCCGGAAAUGGAUGCUCGACCAUGGCGGCAUUGUGGCGAUGCCAUCAUGGGAGUUUUGGGUCUCGGUACUAGGAGCGUAUGAAUGGUCUGGAUGUAAUCCAUUACCCCCAGAGUUCUGGCUUCUUCCUAAUUCCAUCCCCCUUAGUCCAGGCAAAAUGUUAUGCUAUUGUCGCUUAGUUUACAUGCCAAUGUCUUAUCUAUAUGGGAAGAAGUAUGUCGGUCCGAUCACUGAGUUGGUUAAAUCAAUACGGCGAGAGCUAUACAAUGAGCCUUAUGAACUAAUUAACUGGAACAAAGCCAGGAAUACAGUUGCAAAGGAGGAUCUCUACUAUCCACAUCCUCUGUUACAAGAUUUGGCAUGGGAAUUUCUUCAACAUGUAGCCGAACCUCUUCUCAAGCGUUGGCCCUUUUCAUGGUUUAGACAGAGGGCAAUAAAAGCAGCCAUUGGUCAUGUUCGUUAUGAGGACGAGAUCAGUAGAUAUCUAUGCAUUGGAUGCGUUGAAAAGGUUUUAUGUUUGAUGGCCCGUUGGGUUGAUGAUCCAAAUUCAGAGGCAUACAAGCUUCACUUAGCCAGACUUCCAGACUACUAUUGGAUUGCAGAAGAUGGAUUAAAAGUUCAGAGUUUGGGCUGCCAGACAUGGCUUGCAGUUUUUGCUAUUCAAGCUAUUUUGUCUUGUAAUCUAAGUGAAGAGUAUGGGCCAACACUACGUAAAGCUCACGAAUUUAUAAAGGCUUCACAGGUCCAAGAUGACCCUCCCGGGGACUUCAAAGCUAUGCACAGACACAUGACUAAAGGAAGUUGGACACUCUCAAUGCAGGACUAUGGCUGGCAAGUCUCUGAUGUCACAGGAGAAGGGUUGAAGGUUACACUCAUGUUCUCCCAAAUGUCCACUGACUUAGUUGGGGAAAAAAUGGAGACUCAGCGGUAUUAUGAUGCUGUGAAUGUCAUUCUUUCCCUACAAAGUGAAAAUGGUGGUUACCCAGCAUGGGAGCCUCGUAGAGCAUCCCCAUGGAUGCAGAAGUUCAACCCCACCGAAGUCUUUGAGGAUCCUCUCUUUGAGCGAGAGUAUGUAGAAUGCACUUCAUCAGCACUUCAAGGUCUUGCAAUCUUUAGGAAAUUCUAUCCCAAACACCGAAGGACGGAGAUAGACAGUAGCAUUUCCAGGGCCCUUCAAUACAUCCAAGACGUACAAGAACCUGAUGGAUCAUGGUUUGGAAAUUGGGCAAUUUGCUACACCUAUGGUACAUGGUUUGCUGUAUCAGGAUUGGCAUCUUGUGGAAGAAAUUACCAAAAUUGUCCAGCAAUACGCAAAGCUUGUGAGUUUUUGAUAUCAAAGCAGCUACCAAAUGGUGGAUGGGGAGAGAGUUACCUAUCAAGCCACAACAAGGUGUGGACAAAUGUAGAAGGUGACCGAGAAAAUGUUGUCCAAACUGCAUGGGCUUUGUUAGCACUCAUUGAAGGAGGACAGGCUGAGAUAGAUCCAACACCAAUUCAUCGUGGAAUAAGGGUAUUGAUCAACUCACAAAUGGAAGAUGGUGACUUCCCUCAACAGGAAAUCACAGGGGUGUAUUUUAGGUAUUGUGGAUUAAACUAUGCAGCAUAUAGAGACAUAUUCCCCUUAUGGGCUCUUGGGGAAUACCGCAGACGAGUUCUGCUUGCAUAAUAAAUAAAUUGCAUCAAUGCGGAUGCAUGCAAGAAGAUCAUCGAUCAGUUUUGAACAGAUAAAUGCCCUGAUCUCAUGGCUCUAGCGUCUCCAAUAUUAUUAUAAAUACACA